Messenger RNA from Perognathus longimembris pacificus (Pacific pocket mouse), 2352 nucleotides. RefSeq names its product ankyrin repeat domain-containing protein 26-like. Gene Ontology annotation, molecular function: protein binding. Lineage: Eukaryota; Metazoa; Chordata; Mammalia; Rodentia; Heteromyidae. The transcript is spliced from 15 exons. Bases 1 to 2352 code for a protein of 783 amino acids. The record is from RefSeq and is a predicted model, not a curated record.
AUGAGGAGGGCGCUCCGGUGCUGCUGGGGGGAUGCCGGGCAGCCGGGGGGCGCGGACUCCCCGCGGGGCCUCGCCCACUACAAAGCCGUCACCAAGUGGCACCGGGCGGCCAGCGCGGGCGACGCGGCCCGAGUGCGGAAGAUGCUGGUGCAGGGGAAGGCGGACGUGAACGCCGCGGACAGGCACGACCGGACGGCUCUGCAUUUUGCCUGUGCCUAUGGCCACCCAAAAGUGGUGACCCUCCUUCUGAGGAGGGGUUGUGAAGUGGAUGCUGUGGAUAGCGACUGCAACACAGCUCUGAUGAAGGCUACCCAGUGCCAACAAGAGGACUGUGUGUGUAUUCUGCUGGAACAUGGUGCUAACCCAAACAGGAGAGAUGCCUGUGGGAAAACUGCCCUCCAGCACGCCGUUUCGGUGGGGAACAUCAGGAUAGCUGCGAAACUGGUGGCAUUUGGGGCCUACGUGGACAACAUCAGAAAGGAUAUCCUGUUAGAAAUUAGCAAUGCUGCCAAGGAAGAUGAACAACACAUGAGCAACACAUCAUUAAAGAAUGAAGAAGAUGAAGGCAAAGUUGAUGACAUGGAAAAUAAAUGCCGGGGACAAGAGGAAAGCAACGAAGAAACUACUGCAUCUCAUGAAAAUGUUCCCGAAGAAGAGCAUACUAAGAAACUCCACGUGAAAACACAACUUGAAACAGAUAUGAUACCACCGGAUAUGGAACUGAAUGGUUCAGAGGUAAACGUGAGUGAGGAUGAAGCCUUGGCAAUUACCACUCCUGAAAAGGAAUGUGAACACCAGAAGACAGAAACAACAUUAAAGAAUGAAGAAAAUGAAGGCGAAGUUGAUGACAUGGAAAAUAAAUGCCGGGGACAAGAGGAAAGCAACGAAGAAACUACUGCAUCUCAUGAAAAUGUUCCCGAAGAAGAGCAUACUAAGAAACUCCACGUGAAAACACAACUUGAAACAGAUAUGAUACCACCGGAUAUGGAACUGAAUGGUUCAGAGGUAAACGUGAGUGAGGAUGAAGCCUUGGCAAUUACCACUCCUGAAAAGGAAUGUGAACACCAGAAGACAGAAACAACAUUAAAGAAUGAAGAAAAUGAAGGCGAAGUUGAUGACAUGGAAAAUAAAUGCCGGGGACAAGAGGAAAGCAACGAAGAAACUACUGCAUCUCAUGAAAAUGUUCCCGAAGAAGAGCAUACUAAGAAACUCCACGUGAAAACACAACUUGAAACAGAUAUGAUACCACCAGAUAUGGAACUGAAUGGUUCAGAGGUAAACGUGAGUGAGGAUGAAGCCUUGGAAAUUACCACUCCUGAAAAGGAAUGUGAACACCAGAAGACAGAAACAACAUUAAAGAAUGAAGAAAAUGAAGGCGAAGUUGAUGACAUGGAAAAUAAAUGCCGAGGAAAAGAGGAAAGCAACGAAGAAACUACUGCAUCUCAUGAAAAUGUUCCAGAAGAAGAGCAUACUAACAAACUCCACGUGAAAACACAGCUUGAAACAGAUAUGACACCACCAGAUAUGGAACUGAAUGGUUCAAAGGUAAACGUGAGUGAGGAUGAAAAUGUGCACAUCCAAUCCUCCAAAUGUGAACAGCUGUCAAAGGAAAUGGGUGUCCUCAAAGAGGAGUUACGGCUCAUGAGAAGCGCAUAUGAGUCACAGACAGAAGAAUUUGCAAAGCUGACUCAUAAACUAUACAGGGAAAAACUUCAGACCAAGCGAUACAAAGAAAUCUCUAAGGUUUCUGCUGCCUCAGAGAAUCUGCAGAUGGGCAAAUAUCAACAGCUGCAAGAAGAAAAUAAUUUCCUCAAAGAGCAGUUACAGUCCCUGCAAAGCAAAAACGAUUCACUGGCUGAGGAGAAUACAAAGCUGAAGGAAGACCAAAAACAUCUUACUGAGAGUUGCAAGUGUACCAUAGCUAUGACAGAACAGUACAGAAUAUUCCUCACACAAAAAACGGAAAGCGAAAUAAGUGAACAAGCAGAAAAAGUGUCCAACUUUAUACAGGAGCAGAACAGAGCUCGAGCAUAUCAGGACGCUGUUUGGACAUCGACAGUGCAAGCACAACUAUCUAAAAUCUCCCAGCUAUCAAAUAAAUUACAGGAAUGUGAAAGAAAGAUUAAGAGACUGGAGGAUGAAAAUUGUAAGCUUCAUCUAAGAGUUCAUCUGUGUCAAACAUCGUCUGAAACUUUUACUACCAGGAAUAGCUUAAACAACCCUACUGAGAGAAAUUCUCAGAGUUUUCUGGGACCUCGGACGCAUUUUUCAGCAAGAGAAGACUAUGCGGAUUUGAGCCCAAGACUAAGAUCUGCAUUUGAGAAGGUGGACGCCUUCCUGAGAAAACUUUAG